UGUAUAGUAGCUAUAUAUACAUAUAAUAUAGAGCAGAGAUAAUUAAAUCAAAGAGAACACGGCCAUAUAUAAGUAUUUCUACUUUCUUACUUUCCCAUAUAUAUAUUUUGGAGCUGAGAAUCUGAAAUCGAUAUAGAGGUGAUAUAUAUGGGGAGUCAAAGUGAUAGUGGUCAUAGUAGCAGCAGUACUACUACUUUUGGGAAUAUUAUGCCAACCAUAAAAUUCACCAAGCUGUUCAUCAAUGGAGAAUUUGUUGACUCACUUUCAGGAAAAACAUUCGAGACUAUAGAUCCAAGAAAUGGAGAGGUAAUAGCAAAUGUUGCAGAGGGAGAGAAGGAAGACAUUGAUUUGGCUGUGAAAGCCGCCCGUGUUGCUUUUGACCAUGGUCCUUGGCCUCGUUUGUCUGGUUCUGAGAGAGGAAAGAUUAUGAUGAAGUUGGCAGACUUAAUUGAGCAAAACAUAGAAGAACUAGCCAUUUUGGACAGCCUUGAUGCUGGGAAAUUGCUUAGUGUGGGCAAGUCCACAGACAUACCUGGGGCCGCAGAACUUCUCCGGUACUAUGCUGGGGCAGCCGAUAAAAUCCAUGGACAGGUUCUGAAAAUGUCACGACCACUUCAAGCUUACACAUUGAUGGAACCUAUUGGAGUUGUGGGACACAUCAUUCCUUGGAAUUUUCCCACUUCCUUGUUCUUCACUAAGGUGAGCCCUGCCUUAGCCGCAGGCUGCACCAUGGUCGUCAAACCCGCCGAGCAAACUCCCCUCUCAGCUCUCUAUUAUGCUCAUCUUGCUAAGCUGGCUGGUGUCCCUGAUGGAGUGCUUAAUGUGGUUACUGGAUUUGGACAUACUGCUGGUGCUGCCAUUAGCCAUCAUAUGGAUAUUGACAUGGUGAGUUUUACUGGGUCAACAGAAGUGGGGCGUGAGAUAAUGAAAGCUGCAGCAUCAAGCAAUUUGAAACAUGUGUCUCUAGAAUUAGGAGGCAAGUCACCUCUCAUUGUUUUUGAUGAUGCUGAUGUUGAUUUGGCUUCUGACAUUGCACUACUCGGCUUUACUUUUAACAAGGGAGAAGUAUGCGCGGCAAGUACUCGUUUGUAUGUUCAAGAAGGUAUAUAUGAUGAAUUUGAGAAAAAAUUAGUUGAAAAGGCAAAAGCUUUGCUAAUUGGAGACCCUUUUGAUCCUCAAGUUCGUUACGGACCCCAGGUUGACAAAGUACAGUUUGAAAAAAUCCUGAGCUAUAUUGAGCACGGCAAGAGAGAAGGAGCUACUUUAUUAACUGGUGGUAAGCCAAUAGGGGACAAGGGAUAUUACAUUGAGCCUACCAUUUUCACUAACGUUAAGGAGGACAUGAUGAUGAUAAAGGACGAAAUAUUUGGGCCUGUUGUGGGCCUCAUGAAGUUCAAGAGUGUAGAGGAGGCCAUAGAGAGAGCAAACGAGUCUAAGUAUGGGUUAGCAGCAGGGAUAAUGACAAAGGAUCUGAACGUUGCGAACACAGUUUCGAGAUCAGUCCGAGCUGGGUCAGUAUGGAUCAAUUGUUACUUUGGAAUCGACAAUGAUUGCCCAUUCGGUGGAUACAAAAUGAGUGGAUUUGGGAAAGAUUUUGGUCUGGAUGCCCUCCACAAGUAUAUGCAGAUUAAGUCUGUCGUUACUCCUCUUUACAACUCUCCUUGGCUUUAACUCUUUAAUUUCUUUUAUCAAUAAGAGUAAGUUCACUGCAAGACAAACAAAAACAACUUGUUUUUGUCUUUUUCUUUUUUUUUUUUAAAAAAAAAAGAUAUUUGUAAUUUUUUAUAUUAUUAUUAUGUGGUAUUUAAGCUACUUAAUAUUAUACUGAUGUGGUACUUAUUUCUAAAUUAUUUAUUAAUUUAAAAUUUAUGAGAGUUGAUAUUGAAAUACACUAUUAAUAACAGCAUGCUAUAUUUUAUGGUGCUUGACACCUUAA
Messenger RNA from Cannabis sativa, 1936 nucleotides. Its product is annotated as aldehyde dehydrogenase family 2 member C4. The record is from RefSeq and is a predicted model, not a curated record. The transcript is spliced from 9 exons. NCBI's taxonomy places the organism in Eukaryota, Viridiplantae, Streptophyta, Magnoliopsida, Rosales, Cannabaceae. The coding region runs from base 148 to 1671 and encodes 507 amino acids. Gene Ontology annotation, molecular function: aldehyde dehydrogenase (NAD+) activity.